CUUGCACUAUGUGACCAUAACACCCCUCACAAUUAUUGAAGAGCGCUUGACCACUUGUUCCUUCCCCCAGUUAACCAUGGACAUUCUGUUACAUGACCCAUCUGUGCUCGUCAAGAACGGACCACUCGUCGUGGGCGUUGUUAUUGGCCUCUACGUGCUCUAUAGCAUCUUCGGGUUUCUCCAGCGUUUCCGGACACCACUGCGACGUCUCCGUGGUCCUCCCGCACAUUCUCUCAUAUUUGGUAAUACCAAACGGCUGGUAGAGGAUGAUUCUGUUGAGGAGCAGUGGUUGCAGGAGUAUGGGGCGACGUAUGCCACGAGGGUCAUUUUCGGCAACUGGAGGUUGAAUACGAUUGACCCACGAGCCGUCGCUCACAUCCUGUCCCAUACGGAAAUCUAUCCGAAGCCAGAGCCUACUAAGGCAAUGCUCCGCUCUGCCAUUGGUGAGGGCUUGGUGGUAGCAGAGGGAGAGACACAUAAACGUCAGAGGAGAAUCAUGAAUCCGUCUUUCUCGCCGGGACAGAUCAGAGAAGUCACUCCUAUCUUCUACGAUGUAUCUUACGAGUUGCGAGAUGCUCUGAACCGUGCGGUCGACGAUGUGAGUGACCAGCAGAUCGACAUAUACAGCUGGAUUGGUCGCGCCUCUCUUGACAUAAUUGGUAUUGCUGGAUUCGACUAUCGUUUCAAUGCCCUUGAAGACGACAGCAACGAGUUAUUUAGCGCAUUUCACUCGUUGGUGGAAUCGCUGGGAGCGGCGCCGGUGCAGGGAUUGCUGAGGAAUCGGUUCAAGUGGUUCGGGAUGAUUCCAACGAAAGCAAACAAAACCAUGCUAACAUCGCGAGACACGGUGAAGCGGAUCGGGAUGCAGCUGAUUGAGGAGAAGAAGGCAGCCGUGAUGCAGGAGCUGGAGAGCAAGAGCGGGGAGAAGAAAAUUAUUGGGAGGGAUUUGCUUAGUGCACUGAUUCGCGCAAACUUGGCGGCAGAUCUCACGCCGGCACACCAGAUGAGUGAUGAGGAAGUACUGGCGCAGAUCACUACCUUCCUCGCAGCGGGACACGAGACAUCUGCCGCUGGAAUCACAUGGACGAUCUUCUCCCUUUCGCAGCACUUAGAUGUGCAGAACAGACUGCGUGCGGAGCUUCAACAAGUAUCCGACGAGACACCCUUGAUGGAUGACCUUAACGCUCUUCCUUAUCUCGAUCAAGUUGUCAAAGAGUCCCUGCGUAUCCACUCUCCUAUCCACUGGACAGUGCGCACUGCCCUCCACGAUGAUACAAUUCCGCUCUCGAAGCCUGUCAUCGAUCGGUAUGGACAACCUCUCCACAGGGUUCGCGUCCAGGCGGGCGACUUCGUUGGAGUGGAGAUCAUGGCCAUGAAUAGGUCUAAGGAGCUGUGGGGCGACGAUGCUAAGGAGUUUAAGCCAGAGAGAUGGGAAAAGGAUCUGCAAGGAGCGAGCGAGAUUCCAGGGAUAUAUGCCCAUACCCUCACCUUCAUCGGCGGACCAAGGGCAUGUAUCGGGUACAGGUUUUCUGUGAUCGAGACGAAAGCUCUCCUGUUCGUGUUGCUUCGGGAGUUUGAGUUCCUGCCCGUACAAGGAAAAGAAAUCCAGACAAAGAGCGUGAUUGUCGUGCGGCCGAUUGUGAAAGGAGAGGAAGAAAAGGGUGUCCAGCUCCCCAUGAUCGUUCGGCGACUUCCAAAAGCCGGUUGAAUCUACGUGAGUAUUGUGGACGUAGGAUGUUUAUCUUUGGAAUUGUACAACAUGAGUAUGGGUCCCAGUCUAGUUGUCGAACAGUUCUUGCUGUGUUGCGCCAGCACGGUAGUAGAAG
This is a messenger RNA of Dacryopinax primogenitus, 1826 nucleotides long. Its product is annotated as cytochrome P450. Lineage: Eukaryota; Fungi; Basidiomycota; Dacrymycetes; Dacrymycetales; Dacrymycetaceae. Gene Ontology annotation, molecular function: iron ion binding; monooxygenase activity; heme binding. The coding region runs from base 77 to 1708 and encodes 543 amino acids. The transcript is spliced from 10 exons. The record is from RefSeq and is a predicted model, not a curated record.